Gongylonema pulchrum is the source of this 387-nucleotide messenger RNA. NCBI's taxonomy places the organism in Eukaryota, Metazoa, Nematoda, Chromadorea, Rhabditida, Gongylonematidae. The record is from the annotation of a GenBank genome assembly.
AUGCGUUCCAUUUGUCCGCUUGCAAAUCCGAAGCCCGUUUUCACUUUUAAGCAUCCAAAUUUCGAUCGGACGUCGAAUGUUAGAAGCAACAUUGUUAUGUUCAAUGUUGACAUGAACUCAGAGAUUAUGGGUUUUGCGGGUUAUUUUGAGGCUCAGCUUUAUGGAAAUAUUCAUCUGAGUAUUGUGCCUCAGACGCAUACAAGAGGCUUAGUAAGCUGGUUUCCAGCGCUCAUACCGCUUCGCCAGCCUCAGCGUUUACAGCGCGGCAGUAAAGUUCUUUUUCAUAUGAAUCGGAAAUUUGACGAGCAGGGUGUUUGGUAUGAAUGGUUUUGCGAAAUUCAGAACCAUAUUUUAUUAUUGUUGGAAGCAAUGAUUGUUGACUGUUAA